UAUUCUGUGUUUGUUGUUGGUACAUUAGUUACGUUUUUCUAUGCAAUGUUUGUAAAUUAACACAGUUUUGUUGGUAAAUUCGUGUUAUUUACAAAUUGUUUAACAUUGUUCAUAUCAUUCUGAAGAUUUGUCAUCCUCUAAAGGCCCACAACUGUUUGACAUUGACAUUAUUUACUGUCUUGGUUUGCAAUAGUAAAACUUAACGUACCUACCUACCUAUUUGAGGAUGAUAAGGGGUAACAACGAAGACUUGACAAAUGUUUCGUUGUAGGCCGGUUCCUAUUCCUGAAGAGUCAUGAGCACAGUUGCAAAGUGAGAGAAUACCAAUAGCUUCAGGGACAAUGAGACAGCAUGAUAUGCUUGCGGAUAUUCGUGACGUACUCCUACCGGCUGACCAGAAGACACUCGACAGCCUUCCUCAUAGCCUCUCUGAUCUUCGGCCUCACCAUCAUCCUCCAGCUAUACGCCCUCAGACAUCAAGACCACUCCUCCACACACCACAUCAUCGGUGACUUUGACUACAAACCAGGCGCAUUUCUCAAAGACUUGCAGCCUAAUGAAAAUAUUAGCUACUGCCAGUUCAACUAUGGCCUACCAUAUGCCUUCAAUUGGGGCUCUUUACAAGUACAUCCGUCCCCAGAAGGAGGGAUUAAAGGACCUUUCAAAGUCAUCUACAAUGCAAUCAGAGGUACGGCGUAUGAAAAUGUUAGUAAAUACGACACAGUGACAUAUGUAACGCAAGCGACCCCAGAAUUUAUAUACCACAUUGUAGAAAUAGCAAGGUACUGGGAUGGACCAAUAAGCCUCUCAGUUUUCGUGCCAGAUUACGAUUUGGAUAUCACAAUGCAGAUAAUGGAUCAUCUAUGUCAUUGUUAUUCAAGUAUGGCAAAAGUAUCUCUACAUUUAUUUUAUCAUAAAAAGUUCCCACCGAGACUGGGCAGAGACCCUGUGUAUAUUCCAGUAUUUUCCACACCUUCUCCAAAUGAAACAGUGGAAGAAGCAAUGAAGAGAAAAAUGGAGAAUUAUAAAAAACUGACGAAUGAAACCAGGGCUGAGUAUAUUCAGAAAUCGAUAAAUAAUAAAAUGAAGCGGAUGAUGGGAAGUAAAGUGAAGAGGAGGACGUCUGCGCCAUACUUGUCGUUUAAAGACUGUUCCGGGCUGGACACAUUCGAUCUUGCCACAUUUAGGCGCUUAAUAAAUUUUAUUUAUCCAAUUAACGUUGGUAGAAAUUCAGCGAGGAACGCCUCGCGCACAAAUUAUUUUUUGGUGUCUGAUAUAGAAAUGGUGCCAAGUAGUGGAUUGGCUGUGAAAUUUACGAAGAUGCUGCGGAAGCUUAUAGGCGCCAGGAAACGUGAUAAGGGGUGUAUAAUCCCUAACACCGUCUUUGUUGUUCCCGUGUUUGAAGUUCAAAAAGGAGAGCACAUUCCACACGACAAAGAGACGUUGGUGAAUAUGAUAGCAGAGAAUCGUGCGAUGUACUUUCAUCAGAAAAUCUGCAUGCAUUGUCAGAGGUUUCCUGGUAUGCAAACAUGGUUGAGGAGGCCGUCGCCUGCAGGUGUUCAGCCGAUGCUCAUAGCUCGUAGAGAAUAUCCGUAUCACAGAUGGGAGCCACUAUAUUUUGGUACUAAUAGAGAGCCAUGGUACAGCGAAAGCCUUACUUGGGAAGGACUUCAAGACAAAAUGACGCAGAUGCUAGAGCUGUGUCUUCAAGGCUACAGGAUGGUUAUUCUGGACGGCGGGUUCCUCUGUCACGCGGCGCGCACCAACACCAACCGUCUCUUCUACCACCGAGCUAGGCGAAGCAACGCGAAGCACUAUGCCGAUAUCAUAGAAUCCUUCAAACUCAUGUAUCCCGACCGAGGCCAGUGCAAAAUCAACUUCGGCUUCAAAAGUUGA
This is a messenger RNA of Pectinophora gossypiella (pink bollworm), 1896 nucleotides long. RefSeq lists its product as uncharacterized. Lineage: Eukaryota; Metazoa; Arthropoda; Insecta; Lepidoptera; Gelechiidae. The transcript has 4 exons. The coding region runs from base 352 to 1896 and encodes 514 amino acids. The record is from RefSeq and is a predicted model, not a curated record.